Ruditapes philippinarum (Manila clam) is the source of this 414-nucleotide messenger RNA. RefSeq names its product adhesive plaque matrix protein-like. The transcript is spliced from 4 exons. The record is from RefSeq and is a predicted model, not a curated record. The coding region runs from base 1 to 414 and encodes 137 amino acids. NCBI's taxonomy places the organism in Eukaryota, Metazoa, Mollusca, Bivalvia, Venerida, Veneridae.
AUGAUGGUUACAAACACAUACUAUAAAUCCCGUAACAGUUCGAGCACAUAUUAUAAACCCAGUAACAGUUCAAGCACAUAUUAUAAACCCAGUAACAGUUCGAGCACAUAUUAUAAACCCAGUAACAAUUGGAGCACUUAUUAUAAACCCAGUUACUCCGUUAACAGUUCAAGCACAUAUUACAAACCCAAUAACUGUUCUAACUGUUUGAGCAUAUAUUAUAAACCUAGUAACAGUUUGAGCACAUAUUAUAAACCCAGUAACAGUUUGAGCACAUAUUAUAAACCCAGUAACAGUUCGAACACAAAGUAUAACCCAGUAACUGCUUUGAGCAUAUAUUAUAAACCUAGUAACAGUUUGAGCACAUAUUAUAAACCCAGUAACAGUUCGAACACAUAUUAUAACACCAGGUAA